Molecule: messenger RNA, 413 nt
Organism: Cylicostephanus goldi
Lineage: Eukaryota; Metazoa; Nematoda; Chromadorea; Rhabditida; Strongylidae
Source: the annotation of a GenBank genome assembly
AUGGUAAUCAAUGCGGAUGUAGAACCUCAGCGGCCAGUGCUGGCCACUGCCGUCGCGGUCAUGCAACCCAACUACAGUACCUUCACUAACCCUGCUAUGUCAGCCGGCCCACCAGAUCUGCUCGAUAUACCUGGUAAACGUGCUACGUUUACAUCUGGAAGUGAGGAAGAGAUACGACUUGGAUCUCGAGUCACCUUCAAUGAUCAGUCGGUGAAUAUCGAGGGCAUCGACUUUCAAAUGAAUGAGGUUCGUAGGUGUAAAUCAUGUACAGUUAUGCUAGUGGAUGAAGAGAGGUGGCGGUUGCGAAUGUGCCCAGCCCUUCGGGCAUACUUCAAGCGAUUUCACUCGCAACGCGAUUUGACAAUCUGCCAAUGUCUUCAGAUGCAACAUUUGCGGAACACAAAUGCAUAGCG